AUGGCCUCCAAUGAAAAAAAGCGCCUGCUGGUAAUCUACAGUGAGGACUCCAGAAAGUACGUGCACGGCUUUGAAUGGUCGUCCCUGUGGCCCAAGCUGAAGGAGCUCGUCGACGUCUUCGACGUCGUCGAAGGCAAGGCGACGCCCGAAGAAGUCAUAGACGAGAUUACCAACACCACGAAGGCGCCUCUGGCCGGCGUGCUGGUCAUGGACACCAGCUUAACGACCGAGAAAAAAAUCAUCAAAGUCUUCGACGCUGUGGUCAAGUACUCGCACGCCGACGGCGGCAUUGUCAUCUUCGCCGCCGUGUUCCCAGCCCUCGCCAAGCUCGCGGAGCUGCGCCGCGUCAAUGACGCCUUUGGCGUCAAUUGGGACGAGAAUGGCUACGAUGGUUCCGUCAAAGCGCAGCUCAACGAGUCGGCCGGAGUUUUGAGCGACUACCUGAAAGGUCAGAAAGGCCAGAUGCCCACCGAAUACCAGCCAGACACGAUGUUGGUGGUCGUGGAGGACCCCGCCCACGUGCUCUACAACAUGGACUCCGACCUUAAGGCGGCUGUUGCCGUGGCUAAGGUUGAGAAAAGUCUGCAAAGAUCCCUGACCGACGACUUUCAGAUGGCCAACACGCCGUUGACGACAAAGUCUUGGUGCAUCGUCGGCCAGGCGGCCCCGAACGGCCAGCGGCGGGAGGGCCAGGCUGCCGUAAAGGCCGGCGGCGACUUAACAGGCGAGAGCAAUGGUGGCAGCUAUGUACGCUUUCCCCAAAUACUCUUCUCCGAUCUAAACGUCGACACCAAAAUCGCUGGCGUCUAUGAGAAGGUCCCACGCGAGAGCGUGUGCGAGCGACAUGUUUGCGUCCGGGGCAAUCUGCACACGCAAUCUUGUAAUAUGCGCGACAAAGAGAAGCUAGCUCCUUCAAGCAAGUGA
Cordyceps fumosorosea ARSEF 2679 is the source of this 924-nucleotide messenger RNA. RefSeq lists its product as hypothetical. The transcript has 2 exons. Bases 1 to 924 code for a protein of 307 amino acids. NCBI's taxonomy places the organism in Eukaryota, Fungi, Ascomycota, Sordariomycetes, Hypocreales, Cordycipitaceae. The record is from RefSeq and is a predicted model, not a curated record.